AUGCGACGUGAUAUGACGACGGUGAGGAGUGUCGUUGACGACGUCGUUGACGACAUCAUUGUGGACAACACCACUGUGACAUCAUCAUCGUGGACAACAUCAUCGGCAGUAUUCUCAACUUUGUCAUCGACGUCGAUAUCAACAGCGUCAACGGUGAAUGUAGCCACUCCAUUCAAUCGCCUAUUCGCGACAACAUUAUUGCUGUUGUUGCUGGUGUCGACACAACCUGGUCCCGCUACGGCCGCCUGCCGGUGGACCAACGAGGCUGGCAACGACACUCGUUCAGCGGAUUGCGCCCUUCGCGUGCUAGAUCCUACGGCGAUCGUCACCCUGGCGCCGUCCCUUGAUGGCGCACUUAAGUUACGGAUUCGCUGCAGCGAUGUGCAUCACUUUGAGAGCAGCUUGAACGCGCAAAGUUGGCAGCGGCUGGCCGGUCUGCAUGAACUGCACGUGCACGGCUGCAAGGUGUUACGUAUCCCAGAGGAUGCGUUUUUGCCAUUACCGGAUCUUAAGCGGCUCGUCGUACAGACGUUCAAUGCCGCUUGGGGUGCUGCCAGAUAUCUGGAGUUCGCGCCGAGUUCGCUCCGAGGCCUCCGCGAGCUUCAUACUCUGGAGAUCGUCGAGAGCAAUGUACUGGCGCUGCCGCCCAAACUGCUUUGCGAGCUCGACAAUUUACAGACUCUCAAUCUCACUGGCAAUCGUAUCCGCGACGUCGAUGAUAUCGGUCUAACAGUGCGUUCUGAGAUCAACGGCGGAUCCUGUCGCGCCGAUAUCAGGAUUCUGGAUCUAUCACGUAAUGAAUUACGGCAACUGUUUGAUGACGGACCGCUGGUGAGCCUGCGGCAACUGCAAGAGCUACAUCUGCAGCGCAAUGCGAUCACCGAGAUCGGCAAAAAUGCCUUACAAGGACUCACUGUGCUGCGUACAUUUAACGUCAGCCACAACUCCCUGGAUUCGCUGCCUGAGGAUUUGUUCAAAACUACGCGCGACCUGCGGGAGAUACACCUGGCGUACAACGGCCUACGUGAUUUGCCACGGGGCGUGUUCACCCAGCUGGAGCAGCUGCUGGUGCUGAAUCUCGCCAACAACCGCCUUGGCAGCGAUCGUGUCGACGAGACUACUUUUCUCGGUUUGAUUCGCCUGAUUGUGCUUGAUCUCUCAUACAACCAGCUGACACAUAUCGAUGCCCGCAUGUUUAAGGACUUGUUCUUUCUACAGAUCCUCGAUCUACGCAAUAACUCGAUUGACCGUAUCGAAAGUAACGCUUUUUUGCCGCUCUACAAUCUUCAUACACUCGAACUCUCUGACAACAAGCUCCAUACUAUAGGAGCACAGCUCUUUAACGGUCUGUUUGUACUAAAUCGCCUGACCAUGUCCGGAAAUUCGAUUUCGAAUAUCGACACGAUGGCGUUUCGCAAUUGUUCCGAUCUCAAGGAACUGGAUCUCAGCGGUAACGAGCUUACUGCAGUGCCGGAUGCAUUACGCGAUCUCGCCUUCCUCAAGACCCUUGACCUGGGCGAGAACCGGAUCAGCGAGUUUCACAACGGUUCCUUCCGUAACCUUCAUCAACUCACUGGUCUACGUCUAAUCGGCAACGACAUCGGUAAUCUGACUCACGGGAUGCUCUGGGACUUGCCGAAUCUCCAAAUCCUCAAUCUGGCUCGGAACAAAGUGCAACACGUGGAAAGGCACGCGUUCGAACGUAAUAUUAAAUUGGAAGCCAUCCGCUUGGAUGGCAACUUUCUGUCGGAAAUCAACGGUGUAUUCACUAGCAUCACUAGCCUUCUGUUACUGAAUUUAUCGGAAAAUCACAUAGAGUGGUUCGAUUAUGCCUUCAUACCUGUUAAUCUUAAGUGGCUCGACAUUCAUGGCAAUUUUAUUGAAAGUCUUGGUAAUUAUUAUAAAAUUCGCAAUUCUAAAGUGAAGACUUUGGACGCUAGUCACAAUCGCAUCACUGAACUCUCACCGUUGUCUGUGCCAGAUAGCGUGGAGUUAUUAUUCAUCAACAACAAUUACAUUAGCACCGUACGACCGAACACAUUCGCUGAUAAAGUGAAUCUCACUCGGGUUGAUAUGUACGCGAACAUGAUCGAGACGAUGGAAUUAACAUCGUUACUGCUGACCAAAGUACCGGAGAAUAAACCGCUGCCAGAGUUUUACAUCGGUGGCAAUCCCUUCAACUGCAAUUGCUCGAUGGACUGGUUGCCGGCCAUCAAUAACCAAACCUCGACAAGGGAAUAUCCGCGUGUCAUGGACCUUGACAAUGCCAUGUGCCGUACCUCCGGGCCGCGGGGAGUCGCCAUCGUCCCGGCCUCGACUGCACGCUCGGAACAGUUCCUCUGCCGCUACGAGGCGCAUUGUUUUGCCCUCUGUCAUUGUUGUGAUUUUGAUGCCUGUGAUUGCGAGAUGACCUGUCCAGCAGGUUGCAAGUGUUACAAUGACCGUACGUGGAAUACGAAUGCAGUCGAUUGCUCAAGUCUUGGAGUCGAAGAAAUCCCGCGUAGGAUACCGAUGGAUGCCACCGAAGUCUAUCUGGAUGGGAACGUGUUACGAGAAUUGCAGAAUCACGUGUUUAUCGGUCGUAAGAACAUGCGCGUGUUAUACGUAAACGCCAGUGGCAUUGAAUCCAUCCAGAAUCGCACCUUCAACGGCCUCAACAACCUGCAAAUUCUACAUCUCGAAGACAAUCGUAUACGUGAACUCAAGGGUUUCGAGUUUGAACGAUUAUCGCACUUGCGCGAGCUCUAUCUACAGAACAAUAUGAUUGGUUUCAUUGGCAAUCUUACGUUCUUGCCGUUGCGAUCGCUUGAGAUUCUUAGAUUGCACGGCAAUCGGUUGGUAACCUUUCCAGUGUGGCAAGUCACUUUGAACGCUCGAUUGGUCGAGUUAUCGCUAGGCGGCAAUCCAUGGUCGUGCCGCUGCAAAUUCCUGCAGGAGCUGUCUUCUUGGGUGUCAGACAAUGCGCAUAAAGUUAUUGACGCUGGUGACGUAUGGUGUUAUUACGGCGGCGACGCCAGACCAUCUUAUCGACGUCGUUUGAAUGUCAACGAGACCGCCUGUUCGGAUUAUUUCGCUCAAGGUGGUGUCAUUGAGAGUAUCAUGGUAUCGGACUAUUUACCGUUGGUAGCUGCCACUCUCUCAGCCAUCAUUGUUUUGCUAGUGAUUAUAGUACUCGCUUUCGUGUUCCGCGAACCGGUCGGCGCCUGGGCCUAUUCCAAGUAUGGACUGAGAUUCUUGCGCACGAAACCGGGUAAAGCUGUAACGACGGCGAGCAUGGGUCCUGCAGCAGCGAUGGCUGCAGGCUGCUGCGACGCCGAUCGCGAUCGCCUCUACGAUUGUUACGUGUGUUACAGUCCAAAUGACGAGGACUUUGUCUUGCACUCGUUGGCAGUCGAAUUGGAACACGGUGCGGCUGGUCUGAGACUCUGCCUCCAUCAUCGGGAUUUGCCUUGCGUGUUGCGCGCUUCUGCACCCGCACCAGCCGUCCUCGAGGCGGUGGACGCAUCUCGACGCGUGCUAAUUGUGCUUACCCGUGAUUUCCUUCAAACCGAAUGGUCGCGUUUCGAGUUUCGCGCAGCGCUGCACGAAGCAUUGCGCGGUCGUGCCUCCCAGCUGAUCGUCAUCCAAGCUGGCAAUAUUAGUAUCGAGGUUGAACGCGAUCCCGAGCUGCGGCCCUAUUUGAGAACGGCAGCGCUCAUACUUACAUGGGGCGAGAAGAGGUUCUGGGAACGGUUAAGGUACGCUAUACCGUCGUCCACGACAACUGCAAUUAUUGCUACUAGUACCACUACCACCACUACAGCCGUCGGCGAUGUAUCCGUCGAGAGCAAAUCGUCACCGUUGGUGUACAAACGCAACAUCAACACCUACACCCUGGACGGUGGUGUCGGUAGUCUCGAGAAAACCGGGAUGUCGACGCUGCGUGGCGGUCAACGUGCUGCGCUCUUCAAGGACGCCUCGUCGGCGUUGAUGCUGCAACACGCGCCGCCCGCUUAUUCGUGCGGCGGUGCCCCACUUCCCCCUAUGUUGCCACAGCAACAACAGCAGCCGCAGCUACCACCACCAUCGUCGUCGCCGGCGCAACCCAGGUUAACCGUCAAUCACGCCUACCGGGACGCGAUGCCAGCUAGUAAUCUCAUCACGACCACUGUCGCCACCACCAACACCGCCAACUGCGGCGUUGGCGAGGACCACAGGAGACCGCUGUCCGAGCACAUCUACUCGUCCAUCGACUCGGACUACUCCACCCUUGAGAGGACCGCCUGGAGGCAGCAGCAACCACCGCCACCACCGCCCCCGCCCACUUCUGGACAGGCCUACCUGGUUUAGCUCCCUGCGAACGAUCCCGAUAUCCCCGUGUGGGACUCAUGGGACUGUCAUACUGUCGAUCCGACUACAAGAACGACGAGCGACAGUAGUCGUUCUGAAAAGGUUGUGCUAAGUCUUGUCCACGUGACGCACGAUCGACAGAUUGUGAAUUUUCGAAAACGUUGCGCGCGUGCCGAGUCACGAACCCCUGCGAAAUAUGUGUACAUAGUUCAGGGACAUCGUCGCAAAGGACGAAGGACGGAGUAUUCGCAUAUCAUAAUUAUCUCUAGAGACUUUGGGGAUGUCUGUUGCGAUAAUGAUUGCGCCGGUUUCUUUUUUGCUCAAUGAAAAUUUUGAUCUUUUUAUGUUGUUGGAAGAUUGACAUUUCUUUACUUCUUUUUUUUAUCUCUUUUUCUCCUUUAUUUUUGUUAUGUUUAUUCUUGACUUUGCAACUUCCUUUACUUUAUACAUUCAUGCUUAAUGUAAUAAGUCUUUCGGCCUAUUCCCUUAUUGUCAGGAUUGCACAUUGCGCAUUCUUGAUAUAAAUACGAAUUUCGUAACAGCGUUUUGUGCGAAUGUUUUGUUCAGGUAUACAGAGUGUCCCCGAAUCUCGUUUAUGCAUAGAAUUGACUUUUUUUUUUAUAGAAAUGAACAAAACUUUGUAAUAAUUUUUUAUUUGCAUUUUUGUAAUUACUAUUUGCGAGUUCUGAACGUGGGAAUUAAGCGCAAAAUACAAAAAUAUUAAUUUUUUUUUCGGUGUUUAACUUCAAGAACUAUUCUUUUUUAUGUUCUCUUUUUUUUUUAACUCAGAAAACUUCCUGCAGAUGAGCUCUAUUACAGAUUGAAUAUCAAAAUUAGCUUGUAAUUUCCUUAAAUAAUUUCCUUGACUCGAAAUUCAUAUAAGAUUCAACUGUUAUUAAAAUGAAAGGUUCUGAGAUUCUCUGUGCACCUCUGUGCAUCCCGUUUACCUCAGAUGCUUUUUAGCACCCAAAGAUCUCAAAGUCCGCGCGAUCACGCGCGGAUUGUCAGGCCGUCUCUUUCGUGGCGGCGAUUUCACCUUCGUGUAAAUACUUCCUAUUUACGACGAAUCCGUGUAAAUAACAUUCUCUACUACGCAAUUUGCGUUCGUGUACGUAUGUACAUUGUACAUAUACAAACAUGUAACUGACACAUGUCGCAUUUCAACGUCCUCGCCGCAUAAUAGAAUCAUGAUGCUAGCUUUGACUCUGAAACUUUCGAGACUAGGUAGAUGAUUUUUUGUAAUUUUAUAUGUCCGCAGGGGAGAAAGAACAAGAAAGAUAGUAUGAGUGAGUGAGUGAGAGAGUGAGUAAAUGAGAGAGAGAGAGAGAGAGAGAGAGAGAGAGAGAAGGAAGAGGUAAGAUGAUUGUACGAUAUGUAAAUAUGUAUAUUGGGUAUAUACUCUUUAUCGCCGCGCCUCGUGUAAGAUACAGUUCGCCGCGUAAAAGAGAAGGUAAGAAUCGAGUGAGAGAAACAAAAGCGUGAGACAUGCGCCCGCGCGAUCCGGCGAGAAGCAAACCAUGCGAGCGUUUGCGCAUGUGACGUGAGACUUAACUGUAUACUUUUGAUUUAUUUAAAUCAUGUGAAUAAAUUUAUAAAAUAUGUUACUACUUA
Molecule: messenger RNA, 5940 nt
Organism: Acromyrmex echinatior (Panamanian leafcutter ant)
Lineage: Eukaryota; Metazoa; Arthropoda; Insecta; Hymenoptera; Formicidae
Gene: Toll-7
Product: Toll-like receptor 7
Biological process (GO): signal transduction
Molecular function (GO): protein binding
Source: RefSeq, a predicted model, not a curated record